CUUCAUGACAGAAUGUUACAAUGAGGUGAAAUGAAUAGAUUGACAGAAUGACAGGCAGUCUACUCAUAGAAUGAUGACCCAUGUGUGUUUGGUGUUAUCUUGGCUGUGCCUACAGUAGCAGCUUAGGUAUUGGUGUAUUGGCGCUAGUGUUUUGGUGAGUCAGUGAAAUUGUUUGUGAUACUGAACAUGUGGGCUAUACUGUCUCUGCAAGAAGGCUUUGGUAGUGAAAGAAGUACUCAACUUUAGAAAAAAUACUAAAUUAAUUGAAAUGAGGAAAUAUUUAGUCAAUUCAAUUGAACAUUAGUUGUAUGUUUUGUAUGAAUCAUUGCAUUAUUAGGCUUAAAGCUAGAAUCUGCAGUUAAUAAAAUAACAAAACAGAAACCCCACCUUUGUUUUGGUAAAAAACUGAGGGACGGGGCUGGAGAAAUGUAACCACUCUCAAAUUCAAAGACAGAGCUGUGGAUGCAAAGACUGACCAUCUAUGGUAUUAAAACGACAGUUUUAACCAUGUUUUAAUGCUAUACAGUGUGUGUUUACGUUGUUGACAAACAUUGGAGUAAAACAAGCUUGUAUUUUGGGUUCUGAUGGGUUACAACAGUUGAACUAAGCUCAUGAAGCAUUUAUAAGUGUUUGUAAGUUCUAAAAUGGAUGUAGCAACGAAAGACUCUUGCUUCAAUAGGUAUUACAGUUUGAAUGGUGUCACCAUGUUUCCCUACCAUCAAGCAUUAUGUGCAGUUCAGAUAUAAUAACACAUUCAUCUCCAUAUCUGACAUGGUAGUAAGUAGAUUCCAUGAACAGUGUCUCUUAUACAGAAGGACGUAUAAUGAAAUAAGGGACCUAGAGAGGAUGUGUUAUUUCAGUUGUGAUUCAUCUCUCUUCUCACAGCCGCUGUAGCGUGCAGACUGCCCUCAGUCUGGCCAGAGACUGGGAUUGACUAUACUGAACAUAGACCUUCCAUAAUAGUCUUAUGUAUUAGUGUAAAUGGCUAGAGGUCAUUGGUAGUGGCUAUGUCAAAGCUACUUACUGUAUAUGGGAGCGUUUCCUGACAUAAUUCAAUUCAAAUUGGGACUUGAUUUUGCCAUAAUCAACUUCACAGUCAAAUAGUUGGAUGGUCAAACUCCUGGAUUUAGCCACAUGGCUUCAUUGUUUUGAACUGAUUCUCCUGCCAACAAAUACCAUUGAUAUAGAUAUAUGAUCACAGUGUACACUGAUAUUAUAUGAUGCUCAUAUAUUAUUGUCCAAAUGUGUAGCAGAACCCCACACCAGUCUGAUUGAAUGGCCCCCUCUGUGGCAGCCAUGACCCCAGAGCAGCUCCUGGGCCCGCAGGUAUGCAGUCCUGUAGGGGAAAGGAAGGUCUUGCCUGAGGAGGAACGAGGGGAGGAGUCUGACCCCUGUCCUCAGGAAGUGAUGGACUGCUAUGGCCACUCCCCCUCAAUGACUCACAGCCCCAGCACCGACAGUCUUAGCAGUGAGGAGCCCUUCUGUCGUAUCUGCCACGAGGGAGGGGGUGUCGGGGAGCUGCUCUCCCCCUGUGAGUGUGCAGGGACGCUGGCCAUGGUCCACCGAGGCUGCCUGGAACACUGGCUCACUGCCUCCAACAGCAGCCGCUGUGAACUCUGCCACCACCAGUACGCCCUGGAGAGACUGCCCAAGCCACUCACUGAGUGGCUGGGCUCACCAGCCAUGCAGCACCAGAGACGGACGCUCUGCGGUGACGUCAUCUGCUUCCUGUUCAUCACGCCGCUGGCUAGCCUAUCAGGAUGGCUGUGUGUGCAGGGUGCCAUGGACCUGUAUUUCAGUAACAGUAUGGAGGCUGUUGGACUCAUGGUGCUCACUCUGGCUCUCUUCACCAUCUACUGCUUCUGGACUGUGGUGUCGCUGCGCUACCACAUCCACCUGUUCAGGACGUGGAAACAGACAGACCAGAGAGUUAGGCUACAGAUCCCCCGACCAGCACGAACCAUGCACACACACCACACACUGAACCUCAGCUUCCUUAGCAAGGACACCAGAAAGGAGACUGUGGUGUAGAUGGAGUGGAACUGGGUGUAGUGUCCACAAUACUUUGGCAAGAAGACUGUGAUGAAGCCAGAAUGGGACGGGGUCGAGUGUCACAUUUCUAGUGUCACAUUUAACAGGUCCCCAGUGUCCGGUCUAGAGGGUGAAGUCACAAGCUCUGCUGGUUGGCUACUGCAUAGCAACCUAGUGGUGCCAAAAGCCCUGGUCUGCCCUAAAAAGCCUAUGUCAACCAUCGCCAGAACGGCCAAACAUAUAUAUUUUUACGCUCGUUUUGGAAUGUGUUUAUUAUGAUCAAGUUCAAACCCGAUAGUGAAUUAUUUAAAAGUUCGCUACAAAUCGAGAAAUUAUAUUAAAUAGUGAUCCAUUCUGACUGCUACAUUUGUCAUCACACAGGAUCAGGUGCUGACUCAGACCAAUCAGGGACCAUAAAGCUACGAGCAGGCUCUCUCAGGCAGGAUGAAAACGACUACAUCAACCAUGAUCCUUCGCUAGUUACUGCCACUUUCACCAUGAUCCUUAGUGAUUCUUUGGCGCCAUUCAACAAUAUGGUCCGCUUCAGAUUCAAAUAAUUCCAUGCGCCAUCGGGAGCUUUCAUAGGAACACGUGGAUGACGUCAGCGCUAUCACCAUCUACUGGUUUUAAUGUCUAUGGUUUCCUGGGCAAGGAUACUUUGGUGUAGCUGGAGUGGGACUGGUCCCAGUAUCCACUGUACGCUCAGUAAGGAGACAAUGACAUGAGCAAAGGAGACUGUGGUGUAGCUGGAUUGAAACCAGGCCAGAUCUCACUAAGGAUACAGUGGUGUUGCUGUAAUGGGACUGGGCCCAGUCCUCAUGCUGCUUCAACAAGGAUACAAGGUUCAUUUCUAUUAGAAUAAGGUCCCGUCUCUACACUUUUUUAACAAAGACUUGGAUCAAGGAGACAGCAAUGAAAAUGUUCUACCAGGGAACCUUCAGAGGACCAAACCUUCCUCUGCGGAGAAUACUUUUUAUAUAUUUAUAGACACCAGCCUUUGAGACUUACUCAGUUGAACAUAACUAUUUCCUAAAGACUGUUUUGUAAAAGAGUGAUGAGAUUAAUGAUGUCCCACUCCCAGUUGAUGUUGGGCCCAGAGUUUUUUCCAACCCUGUUCCCAGACUAUGAAAAAAAAAAAAAAAAACUCUUGGACUCUUGUUUAGAAUGAUUAGUUAUCGUUCACUAAACACACUUUGUUACACAUGCAAAUAACCACCUUAGACCUGCAAACAUCUUUAAAGGACAUUUCACUCAAAAGGUUUGGUAGAUAUUUGUAGCUAUAUUCCUCAAUGAUGAACACUGUCUAAUUUCCUGGUUUCCUGCUUCUAAACAACCUGUUGUGGAUGUGGCUACGUUUUCACAUCACACUACUUUGAGGUUUGAAAACGUCUGACAAAACUUUGACUUGAAAGUGUAAUGUCCCUUUAAGUGACAUUUGAAAACAAUCUUUCCUGAGGACCACAAAGUCAGAAAUGUUGCUUUUUGACGAUCUGUGGUGUUUAUACAAAUCUUUAGUUCCACUUUAUACUAAGUUUGUCACUACAAACACUGUGG
This is a messenger RNA of Oncorhynchus keta (chum salmon), 3585 nucleotides long. RefSeq lists its product as uncharacterized. Gene Ontology annotation, molecular function: zinc ion binding; ubiquitin-protein transferase activity. The transcript has 4 exons. NCBI's taxonomy places the organism in Eukaryota, Metazoa, Chordata, Actinopteri, Salmoniformes, Salmonidae. Gene Ontology annotation, biological process: protein ubiquitination. The record is from RefSeq and is a predicted model, not a curated record. The coding region runs from base 1276 to 2031 and encodes 251 amino acids.